UUCUUCCCACAUAUAUUAAUUACAUUUGUUGUCAGAAAAGCAAGUUCGUCCAGCUCUGACAAAGCAUGUACAGAGAUCAACAUCAACAACAAAAACAGCGUCGUCUUCUUCUUCAUCAUUCUCUUCUGCAAUAAUUUGAUCCCUGUAUAUUUAGCCAAACCAAUAUAUAUAUAUAUAUAUAUAUAUGCACACACACUAUCACCGACUGAGAAACUCUCUCUCUCACACCAUUGUUAGUAUCCAUGGAUAGAGGCAUUGUAAUUGGUCAUGCCCAUUAAGAGCAAUACCAAGUAUUUCCCAGUUAAGGAGCCAAACCAAAGUCAUGGUUCUUGGAAUAAGAUCGAAGAGUCGAAAAAGUGUUACGAUCGAGGUUGAUUACCUCAUCCAUGUCCAAGAGAUCAAGCCUUGGUCCUUACCUCAGUCUCAGAAAUCAGCUCUAUCUGUGUUUCUUCAAUGGGAAAAUGGUGAUCAAGCUUCUGGAUCCUUAACUUCCGGUGUCGGAGAUGGGAAGAUCGAGUUCGCCGAGUCUUUUAGGCUUCCUGUCGUGUUAUGCAAGGAAGCAUCGAAGAAAGGCCAAGCCCGUGAAAGUUACCAGAAGAAUAAUCUAGAGUUUUACUUGUAUGAAACUCGAAAAGACAAGGCAAUGAAAGGUCAACUCUUGGGGUCUGCUGUGAUAAACCUUGCAGAUUACGGGAUUAUCAGGGAGACCAUUAGUGUGACUGCGCCAGUGAACUGCAAAAAGAGUUCUAAGAACUCGGGACAACCAGUUCUUUACAUCAAUAUUCAGCCAUUUGGUAAUGCUAGCUCUGGCUCAUCGCCCAUGGGAAGCUUGUCAAAAGAAGCUUCUCUAGAUAAUGAUGGAGGUGAGACUGUCUCGGAAGCUAUACUUGAUGGGAAUGAUGAAGAAGCCGAGAUCGCCUCUUUCACCGAUGAUGAUGUUGCCAAUGAUGUCUCUUCACACUCGCCGCACAUCAUUAACUCUUCUGCUUUUGAGACAACAGUCAGUUCAACACCAAAUAGUGUAAAGAUUGAACCAGAAACAACAAAAUACGAAGUUGAAAGGAAUGCUGGGGAGCUAAGUAUAGCUUCAAGAGUUGAACCCGCAGCAAAUACAGGGUCAAUUCCUUUAGCUAAAACAGUGAACACCCGAAAUGAAAGUUCGCCAUAUAUGUCAACAAUAGGCUACUCCUCCAAUCCCGGGAAUCCUGCAAAUGAUAAUGUUGCUUUUCCCUACAUUCCUCAGGAUAGGUCAGUGCCAAUCCUAAAAAAGUCUCUAACCCAUGUUGUUAGGUCUUCUUCAUCCCUAGGCUACCAAGAUGAUCCACACAAGGCUGUUAAUAAAGUGAGAGUCGAUGGCAGACACCAAAUGCGAAAAUAUGCUCAGGAAUCCAGUAAAGACAAUAUUGUUGCUAACCUUACAAAUAAACUUGCAUCAUCAAGUUUGUACAGUCAAGAGGGCGCAGAAAGAAUCCAUAAGGAUUUACAAGCCACUCAAGAGGAGGACAAAAAUGUUUGGAGACGGACCGAAGAUGGCCAGGAGGAGGCUAGUACAAAUGACUCGUCUACAUACAGCAGUAGACAUAUUGGAGUCGCUCGUAGUAUUGUCAAAAAUAACAAAUUAAAGCAUGUCAAAUCAGUGCAGUUACCUUCUGAAACAACUAAGACGAGUAGACCAUUAGUGUUCGACAAUACUGAGUUUAUUGAAAAGCCAAAGAGAGCUGAACUGUCCAAAGGAACUCAUGAUGAUGGUAUGACUAAUGCAUUGAGUAUAGAAGAGGAAACAAAAAGCAGUGUUUCUAAUCGCAAAGGUGAACUUAAGGCCGAAAUCGAAAUGCUCAAAGAAGAGUUGAGAGAAGCUGCGGCUGUUGAGGUUGGUCUAUAUUCUGUUGUUGCUGAGCAUGGGAGCUCCACAAAUAAAAUACAUGCUCCUGCUCGACGAAUUUCUAGAUUCUAUUUUCAUGCUUGCAAAGCGAGCUCCCUGGCAAAGAAGGCAAAUGCAGUUAGAGCUGCUGUUUCUGGAUUUAUUUUGGUUUCUAAAGCAUGUGGGAAUGAUGUUCCAAGGUUGACUUUUUGGUUGUCAAAUUCAAUCAUGUUAAGAGCUAUUGUUAGCCAGACUGUUGGGAACCUCUCUGAUGGACCAGGCGUUGACAAUAGUGGUAUAUUGGGACAAAAUGGGUUCACUCCUCAAAGAGAAGAGAAGAAAGCCAAGAAAGAAAGUAUUGAUGACUGGGAUGACCACCAAACAUUCCUGAUUGCAUUGGAAAAGUUUGAAUCUUGGAUCUUCUCCCGAAUUGUAGAGUCUGUCUGGUGGCAGACUAUGACUCCACAUAUGCAGCCUGCAGCUGCAAAGGGCUCCAGCUCACGGAAAUCUUCUGGAAAAAAGUAUGGUUUUGGUGAUCAUGAACGGGGAAAUAUCUCUAUCGAGCUCUGGAAGAAGGCUUUCAAAGAUGCCUGUCAAAGGCUUUGUCCUUCUCGAGCUGGUGGUCAUGAGUGUGGCUGCUUGCCUGUGAUAGCUCGCUUGGUUAUGGAGCAAUUAGUGGAUAGAUUAGAUGUGGCAAUGUUCAAUGCUAUUCUUCGUGAAAACGCCGAAGAGAUGCCAACAGAUCCUGUAUCUGACCCCAUAAGUGAUUCUAAGGUUCUUCCCAUUCCCGCCGGAAGAUCAAGCUUUGGGGCUGGUGCACAGCUAAAAAAUGCGAUUGGGAGUUGGUCUAGGUGCCUUACCGAUAUAUUUGACAUUGAUGACGCUCCUGAAAAUAAGAAUGAACUCAAUGAUGAAGAGAAGCCGGAGUCUCAAAGAUCCUUCAAAGCUUUCCGUCUACUAAACGCUUUGAGUGACCUCAUGAUGAUUCCAUUUGAAAUGCUUGCAGAUAAAUCCACCAGGAAAGAGGUAUGCCCCGCACUUACUCCACCAUUGAUCAGGAUGGUUCUUUACAAUUUUGUCCCAGAUGAGUUUUGCCCUAACCCCAUUCCCGAUGCAGUUCUUGCGGCUUUGGAUUCCGAGGAUGAUUUUGAGGUUGACGAAGAAUCUGUUACAAGUUUCCCAUUCACUGCAAAUCCUACAGUCUAUGCACCCCCUUCAGCUGCUUCACUAUCACACAUUAUAGGAGAAGUGGGAAGUCAAACUCUCCUGAGGAGUGGAUCAUCUGUGCUCAGAAAAUCAUAUACCAGUGACGAUGAGCUCGAUGAGUUGGAUUCACCCAUUAUUUCAAUCAUCAAAGAAAAUAUGCAGGAAAAACGAAAGGAUAAUCGACCAGUAGUGAGAUAUCAACUCCUUCGUGAAGUAUGGAAGGACAGUGAAUGACAAUAUAUCACCUUUCUCUUAGUGCAUUCUUGUACAGGUCAUGUAUGUAUUUCAGCACCUGGGCUUGGUUGCGUUUAACCUGUUCUAUUUUUUCUUUUCCUAAAUCUAUAUUUAUGGUACCAUAUAGAUUUUCAAGACCCAUUGAUUGAGAGCUGUAAAUAUCCGGUUUUGAAGUCUUUUUA
Molecule: messenger RNA, 3483 nt
Organism: Morus notabilis
Lineage: Eukaryota; Viridiplantae; Streptophyta; Magnoliopsida; Rosales; Moraceae
Exons: 9
Coding region: 323-3301 (992 amino acids)
Cellular component (GO): nuclear pore
Source: RefSeq, a predicted model, not a curated record